AUGUUGAUUAUGUUGAAAUGCACGGAACAGGUACACUGAUUGGAGACAGGGUAGAGUGUCAGACAGUUGUUGACUGCUUUCUUCAAAAUAGAAAUAAACCCUUACUUGUUGGAUCUGUUAAAUCUAAUAUGGGACAUGCAGAAGUAUCAGCUGGACUGUGUUCAAUUUCAAAAGUUUUGAUUGCUAUGGAAACUGGAAUGAUACCUGCCAACAUAUAUUGUGAUAAUUUAGAUAACACCCUUCCUGGAUUGAAUAAUGGGGGAUUAAAGGUAGUAACGGAACAUUUGCCAUUGGACAGUAACAUCGUGGCUCUGAAUAAUUAUGGUUAUGGUGGAGCCAACGGCCAUGUUGUUUUGAGAUCAAACUCUAAAUCCAGAGCUAAACAUUCACAACUAAAUCAUCGAUUAGUACAUGUUUCUGGACGCACUGAAGAAGCUGUAAACUAUUAUCUAGAAGAAAUCGAAAAGAAUCAAAACGAUCAUGACUUUUUAGCACUGAUUGAUGCCAUACACAGAACAAAUGUUGAUGGACAUCUUUAUAGAGGAUAUUCCGUGUUAGGAACUAAUCCGUUAAAGGAAAUACAAAAAUAUGAUACAAAGAAACGACCGAUUUGGUUUAUAUACAGUGGGAUGGGAAGUCAGUGGUCAGGAAUGGGGAAAGAUUUAAUGAAAUUAGAUGUUUUCAGAAAAACUUUCAAGAAGUGUGCUGAUGCUCUUAAGCCUUAUAAUGUCGAUUUAGAAAAAGUUAUUCUCAGUGACGAUCCAACUGUAUUGGAUGAUAUAGUUAAUUGUUUUUCUUCAAUAGCAGCUGUUUCGAUUGCUUUGACGGAUGUUUUGAAAUCGUUUGGAAUUGAAGCAGAUUUUUUUGCUGGACAUUCUUUGGGCGAAACAGGAUGUGCGUAUUAUAAUGGAGGCAUAACAGCCGAACAAGCUACAUUGAUAGGCUUCGCUAGAGGUUACACCACCCUCCAGGCAAAGUGUAAACAAAAUGGGCAAAUGGCAGCUGUAGGUUUAGGAAAAGAUGAAUGUUUGUCUCUUUUACCAGAAGGAGUGUACAUAGCCUGUGUCAAUGGAUUUAAAAACGUAACAGUCUCUGGAGAAAAAACAAAAGUUAAAGAGUUUGUCGAAGAUCUUACAAAUCACGGCAUUUUUGCUCGUUUAGUACCAACCGCCAACUACGCUUUCCAUUCCAAAUAUGUUAGCGAGGCAGUGCCGAUUUUAAAGGAUUUUGUCGAUAAACUUAUACCAAAUCCCAAACCAAGAUCCCCAAAAUGGAUUUCAAGCUCAUGGGAUGAAGAUGAUUCUGAGAAUCCUUUAUCCAAACUAAACUCCGGUGAUUAUCAUGCUCACAAUUACGGAAACACUGUAUUCUUCGACCAGGUAUUGAAACAAAUUCCUAAAGACGCCAUUUUGAUUGAAGUGUCACCUCACGCGUUGCUCACUCCAAUUUUAAGAAGAGAAUUAGGAUCUGACAUUACUUAUCUGAGUUUAGCAAACAGAAAUAGUCAAGAUAAUGUUCAACAUUUAUUGUCGAACAUUGGGCAAUUGUUUAUUAAUGGAGGACAGCCUGAUUUAAGACAGUUUUAUAAUGAGGUUUCAUUUCCUGUAGGAAGAGGAACAGCAAAUAUCGGCUCUUUAAUAAAAUGGGAUCACAGAGAUAAAUGGUUGGUACCACUGUUUGAUCCUCUCGGUAAAUAUGGAAAACAAGUUAUAGUAAAUAGUGAAUUAGAUACGUACAAGAGUUGGAUUGGUCAUAAUAUUGAUGGUAGGAUCUUGGUGCCAGCUGUAGGAUAUUUGAUGCUUGUUUGGUCCGUCAUGGCAGAAAUAAAGGCAACACAUAUCGAAAAAUUACCAAUCGUAUUCGAAUCUGUAAAAUUUCUUCGAGCAACUGUACUACCCACCGACAAAGACAUCACUUUUAUUGUUAACAUCAUGAGGAAAUCUGGCUACUUUGAGAUUUUUGAAAGUGGUUCUAUCUGUUGCACUGGCACAGUUCAAACUCCACAAAAUAUUUCGAAAUACUUAUCGGAUGAAGAUGAAGAACCGCCAAUAGAAAAUACCGAUUUAGUCUUGGAAAAAGAUGAUAUUUACAAAUCUUUUUAUCUAAGACGUUACUUGUAUUCUGGAAACUUUCAAGGUAUUGAAAGAACGGAUUUGGAUGGCAAUUUUGCAGAGUUAUCGUGGAACCAGGAUUUUACAAGCUUUUUAGAUACUUUGAUUCAGUUACCUUUGGUGUCAAAUUAUAAUACUGCGCUGUUAUUACCAACAAGGUUGCAAAGUCUUUCAAUAGAUCCAGUAAAAUUUCUUUCAAAUUUAACUGAAAUAAACAAGAGAAUCUCGGCAUACUAUCUUAAAAAUACGAAUACAAUAAAAUGCCCAGGAGUUGAAAUAGUUAACAUUGAAAUUUCGGUAGCACCUUCUAGAGACUAUGCUCAAUCAGAUGCUAUUCUACAGAACCAAGUUUUUGUUCCAUACGGUCCAAAUUCAAACAUUACAAGCUUUAGUACUGCAUUAAGUAUUGCAUUACAGAUAAUAUUUGAGAAUUGCAAAGGGAUGAAUUUAGUGGCUAAGAAAUUUCUGACAGAAGAAAAAGAAUUUUUAGAAAAAGCUUUAAAAGAGAUUUUAGAAAAAGAACCUUGUAUUACUGUUGAUUUUGUUGGAUCGUCUCAGAAUUGUGAUUUUGUUAUAACAGAUAUUGUUGACUUUGAAGAAAAUAGUCUUAUUGAAAAUGGCUUUGUUUUAUUUGUUGGAAGCGAUAAACAUACAAUACAUUCGAACUACAAAAUUAUCUAUUCGACGACUACUUGUGAUAGUCAAGAUGUAUACUUAUACAGAUAUCUAAGUCCCCCAUCUUCACAAGUGCUUAUAACAAUAAAUAACGAAGAUUUUACAUGGAUAGAAGAAGUACAAAAUGCUUUAAAUAAUGAAAUUGAAGCAGUGUAUUUAGUAAACAAUGACCAUGGUUUCAGUGGUGUUAUGGGACUAGUACGAUGCAUAAAUCUCGAACCAAUAAAGAAAACAAUUGUGAAGUGUAUUUUUAUUGAAGAUGACAACAUAAAGGACGUAUUGUUAAGUAAUCCUUACUUUGUAAAGCAAUUAAGGAAAAAUUUGGUGUUUAAUGUUUUAAAAAAUGGAGUCUGGGGCGGUUAUCGGUAUUUGCCAUUUCAGAAACUGGAGAAUAAAAAGGUAUCUAAUGCUUAUAAUGCUCCCCUGGUUGUUCGAGAUUUAUCGACAUUAGCAUGGAUUGAGCAACCGGCUGAAUAUGAUGUACCUUGGAAGGGAUCUGAAACCGUUUACGUAUUUUACUCAGCCCUAAACUUUAAAGAUGUCAUGGUUUCAACUGGAAAGUUGAUUAGCACAUCAGCCAAUGCGAAAUAUUUUAACACAACCGGAAUAGAAUAUUCCGGAACGACCAAAGAUGGCAAACGAGUUAUGGGGUUGUCCAUAAAAACGAUAGCGUUACAAACAGUGACUGAUCCGCUAUUCACGUGGAACGUUCCUGACCAUUGGAGUCUGGAACAAGCAGCUACUGUUCCUUCUGUUUACGCCACAUGUUAUUAUGCUCUAUUUGAAAGAGGCAGACUGGAUGAAGGAGAAUCCAUACUGAUCCAUGCCGGUGCAGGUGGAGUAGGCAUAGCAGCAAUAACUCUUGCUUUGAGUAUGAACUGUGAAGUUUACACUACAGUAGGAUCGGAAGAAAAAAGAAAAUUUUUACUCGAGCUGUUUCCGAGGCUAAAUCCUGAAAAUAUAGGACAUUCAAGAAAUGAUUCUUUUGAGAAAAUGAUAAUGAAACGUACUAAUGGAAGAGGAGUAGACAUUGUGUUAAAUUCCUUGUCAGGAAACUUAUACCAAGCAUCGAUUAGAUGCGUGGCACAAGGUGGAAGGUUCCUGGAAAUUGGCAAAGUUGAUCUGUGGUCAGGUACACCUAUCAGUUCAAGCUUGUUUGCGAAAAAUACCACCUUCCAUGGGGUUCAUUUGGAUGCUUUGUUCCUUGAAAAUUCUAAAGUGAAAGAAAGAGUAUCAAAAGGUCUGAGAGAAGGACUUCUAAAAGGUAAUGUUCGCCCUCUACCAAGAGAGAUAUUUACAGAUGACAAAAUAGAAGAGGCAUUUAGAUUAAUGUUAAGUGGAGAACACAAAGGCAAAAUACUAAUAAAAAUCAGAGACGAAAACAAGGAGACAAUACGCUCACCAGAGAAGUUUAUAACUGCAUCUCCUAGGCUAUAUUUCUCAUCAGACUCAACAUAUAUUCUUGUUGGUGGUCUAGGAGGCUUUGGUCUUGAACUCACCCAAUUCCUCAUAGAUAGAGGUGCAAAAAAGAUAAUUUUGAAUUCAAGGCGAAGUACUACAACGGGAUACCAGUCGUACUGCUUAAGAAGAUGGUCGUUCAAUAAAGAACUUGUUAUUAAAAUUAGCAAAGACGAUACGUCAACGUUAGAUGGGGCUGAAGCUUUAGUAAAGUAUGCUAAAAGCUUUGGAACUGUUAAAGGUAUAUUUAACAUGGCCCUGGUCCUUGAUGAUGCUUUAUUCAGAAAUCAAACAGCUGACAAAUACAAAAACGUCUUCAAACCUAAACUAUAUUCUGGCUCAAAUAUGGAUAUAGUUACAAGAAAAUUAUGUAAAGACCUCGACUACUUUGUAGUCUUUAGCACCAUGACCAGUGGAAAGGGUAAUCCGGGACAAAGUAACUAUGGAAUGUCUAAUUCUGCAUUAGAAAGGUUGUGUGAAAAGAGAAAAGAAGAUAAUUUACAUGCACUGGCUAUACAGUAUGGGCCUGUAGCAGAUGUUGGUUUUGUGUUCGAGGCUAUGAAAACUAAGCCUGUCGAAAUGCAUCACCUUGUUCCUCAAAAUAUAUACUCCUGCUUGAAUGCUUUGGAAUCAUUUAUGCUUCAGUCUUGUAUAAUCGUAUCAACAUAUUGUGUGGCAGAGAAGAACAAAACAAGUUGUACUAUUAAGAAAAGUUUGGUGGACACAGUUGCUCACAUCAUAGGCAUUAAAAACAUGGAUGCAUUUGAUAAAAACCAACAACUGCCACAACUUGGAAUGGAUUCCUUAAUGGCUGCCGAAAUAAAACAAGUCAUGUACAGAACGUUUAAUAUUGACAUGGAAGCAGAACAAUUAAAAGACUUAACAUUUACCAAACUGCAAGAACUAUCGCAAAGUUGCAGUAUUGAUAAUCCAAAUUCAUGUACAAACGGAUUCAAAUCUACUGAAGUCAAAUUAAAAAUAGCAAAGGAAUCAGUCAUCCCUAUUAUUAAUGAUCCUUCAUAUACAACCAAAAUAUUUCUCUUUCAUCCGCUUGAAGGACAUAUUAAGGCUUUGAUACCAUUGGCUGAAGAAUUGAAAGCGAACGUAUACGGACUUCAAUCGUUAGAUGACAGAGAUAGUGAGGAUAUGGAAGUUUUAACAACAAAAUUUGUAGAAGAAAUCAGAAGGAUACAACCUGAAGGGCCUUAUAUUCUAUGCGGAUACUCCUUUGGAGGUAUUUUAGGAUUUGACGUUGGUGUGCAGUUGGAGAAGCAAGGUGAACGCGUGCGAAUGUUUUUGAUUGACGGGACACCGUUUUUGAUGAAAAUAAUGUUGAAUUUUAUUUUGGAUAAAAGUUCAAAUGUCAAACAAGUGUCAAAAGCAAAGAUUUUUAGACAUUUCAUUCCGAAUAUUGAGGAAAGGGAUGAUGAGCUCACCACAAUUUUCGAUUCGUCAAUGUCUCACCAGGAAAAAAUAGAGCAAAUAAGAAACAACAUCUUAAGCAAAUAUGGCCACGAUAGAGAAACAGCUCUUUAUAUUAAUGGCCUGUUUCGAAGAGUACUAGCAGGAUACUACUACGAAACGUCAAACAUGUUCAAGGGAGAUGUUACGCUGUUCAGGUCAACUAGUGAGAGCACCCCAUAUUUCUCAAAUGAUUACGACUUGCAACAGGUUUGCAAGCAAAGUAUUGAUUUGAAGCCUUUAAAAGGAAACCAUAGAGAAAUACUGUUUGGUGACAAUUUAUCUUAUAUUGCCAAUGAUAUAAAUUCUUAUUUGUCUCGAUCUCGAUAAGUCAGAUAAGCAUAGAUUGUCAAAAACUCUGUGAUUAUUAAAAAAAUAUGUUUAAAAUUAUGAUAGAGUUUAUUUGUCAUAUUGAAACUUCCCCCAAAUUUUUAUUUUUGAAAAUAAAAAUAUUAUAUAUAAGAUUAAG
Messenger RNA from Sitophilus oryzae (rice weevil), 6174 nucleotides. RefSeq names its product fatty acid synthase-like. Bases 18 to 6035 code for a protein of 2005 amino acids. Gene Ontology annotation, molecular function: oxidoreductase activity; fatty acid synthase activity. The record is from RefSeq and is a predicted model, not a curated record. The transcript has 21 exons. NCBI's taxonomy places the organism in Eukaryota, Metazoa, Arthropoda, Insecta, Coleoptera, Curculionidae. Gene Ontology annotation, biological process: fatty acid biosynthetic process.